AUGAGACGAAAACAAUCUGAGAAGACAGAAUAUAUUGAUGACACUUCUUCUCUUACGUUGACCGACGAAGGUUCUGCUGAAACCGAACAAGUAGAUCCAGAAAGUUCACGACUGCAAUCCAAUUGUCAUCAUGUAACAUCUUCGAUUGCCGUGCUUAGUAGAGAGGAAUUAAUAUCAUUACAGCAGAAGAGCUGUGAGUUAUGUCCUGAUAACGAAAAGUCACGAUGGGGAUGCUUGCAUCCUUCAUGUGCUUCCUCGUUUUGUGGACUUAAAGAGUUUAACCAUGUAUGUGAUCAUCAUAAGAAUAAUCCUGGUCAUAACAUAUUCGUACAUUUGAGGAAUAACAGGCUUUUUUGCUACAAUUGCGAAGUAGAAGUUGAUAAAGAUAACAACGUUGUGCCUUUAUCAGAGGGGUUUCGACGAACUUUAAUAAGUCUCAAGCGAGGGCGGCAACGAGCCUCUUCGAACUCCCCACAAAUUAAGCAAUCUUGUUCGGAAACUAUUGAAAUGCCCGUGUCAGAGCCGAAAAAGGAGCAGUCCAAUUAUGAUAGGACGAGAGGGCCGGCAUUCCAAUAUUGGUCAUUACAUAGUCGAGCAUAUCUCAAGUUCCUUGAUGACUCGUAUGAGGACGAUUUCCCGAAAGGUUUAACUGGACUCAAUAACCUUGGGAACACUUGCUAUUUUAAUGCUGCUAUACAAGUACUUUCUAGCUGUCCCCCUUUCUCAGAUUUCUUUCGGGACAAGGAUGACUUAAGGCCUUAUGCCGUCGGAGAGCCCGUUGUAAGUAAUCAGAUGGCCCAACUUAUCCAAAGGUUGUGGAGUCCUGAUCGAGAAUCUGCCAUAUCCCCUAAAGCUUUGUUAACUCGUGUAAGAGAUAUGUUUCCUCAAUUCCGUGGUUGGAAUCAACAAGAUGCUCAAGAAUUAAUACGUUGUUUAUUGGAACUUAUACAUAGAGAAUUAGCUCAACCUGUGUAUCCUUAUGAAGUUGAAUUUUUAAAUUCUGGGUCUCAAAGAUCCGCUAGACAUAGUUCGACCAGCUCGAAUGAUAGUGAACAAUUUGAAACGGCUGAUAGUGGUUUGAGUUCGGAUGGAGAAAGCCCAUCCACCUCUAACGACUCUAGAAGAGAUGGCCAGACUUGUACUGAACGAGGUUUGUAUUCAACUAUAUUUCUAUUGUUAAUGCAUGAUGCAGAAAAAGUACGUUCGAAGAAGUAUGAGCCCUGCUUCUGGAGAUCAAUCGUCACUGAUGUGUUUGAUGGAACUAUUGAAAGCGGUGUUAAGUGUUUAACUUGUCAAAACGUGUCUACUACUACUGAAACAUUCCAAGAUUUAUCUUUACCCAUACCUAGUAGGGAGCAAUUGGAUAAGCUAUCUGAUGAUCUCGAUGAAGAAGGAAAUGUGAAACAGAAGGACUCUUGGAGCUUAUGGUGGUCAUGGCUUUCGUCUUUCUCUUCACUUUUUGUUUCUCCCAACACUACUUUAGAAGAUUGUUUAAAAGCAUUCUUCAGCCCUGAUAGAUUAGUUGGAGAUGAUAUGUACUCUUGCGAAAAAUGCAAGAAACUUCGAAACGGAAUUAAAACGUGUAGGAUUAAAAGGGCUCCAGAAGUUCUCUCAAUUCAUAUAAAACGCUUCAGACAUGAUUCUUUCUCUAGUGCAAAGGUAUCCACAAGAUUAGCAUUCCCCUUAGUAGAUUUGGAUAUCUCUGAGUUUUGCAUAGAGAAAGAAGGUACUCGUUAUGACUUGUGUGGUUUUGUCACACAUGAAGGCAGUGGAGCUGAUAGUGGACAUUACCUGGCCUACUGCCGUAAUGAGAGUGAUGGAAAUUGGUAUGAGUUCGAUGACGCGACCGUGACUAAACUAGAUUCUGCUUACGUUCUAACCAAAGAGGCUUAUGUUCUUUUCUAUCAAAGGCAGUUACCCCGACUCAUCCAGGAUGUGCGAGCAGAGGCUGAGCGUAUGCUCUCUCCCGAAGCUGCUGUGAAAAUUAAUCAUCAUAGUUAUAUCUCUACCGAGUGGCUUUUGAAGCUUAGUACAUUCUCAAAACCUGGACAUAUCACUAAUUAUUCUUUCUUGUGUCAACAUGGUCAUCUUCUUCCCCGAAGAGCUGAGCAUAUAUCGACACUGAGCACUCCAAUCUCAUCUGAACUCGCUGAUUCUUUAUUUUCCAAAUUCGGAGGUGGUCCCCGUGUGAAUAAACUGCACUAUUGCCUUGUUUGUCACAAACGAUGGAAACAACUUUGUGACAGAAAGAAGUCGGAAUGCCAGCAAUUCCGAGCACUGAAAGAGGAGCUCGAGAUGGCAGACUAUUCUUAUAACUACAUGAUGAGUUAUCUCCCCAAGGUGGCCAUAAGCCGAUCAUGGUACCAAGCCUGGGAAAAGUUCUUAUUAGAUCCUAUAGCAGAACCACCGGGGCCCAUUGACAACUCUUCAAUUGUUGUAAAGUUACAAGACGGGACUACACGCUUUAAAUCCAAAUCAAGUUUCCAUAGCUUGAAGAGAGAAUUGUAUUUGUUGCUGCAGAGUUUUUAUGGUGGUGACAGCGAGGUGUUCAUAAUGGAAAGCCCUCAACCAACUGAUGAGAAAUCCCUAGCUCAAUUCUUGGCAGCUGCAGAAGAAGCAGCAUCAAAGGCCAAAAUGUGA
Messenger RNA from Auanema sp. JU1783, 2640 nucleotides. Lineage: Eukaryota; Metazoa; Nematoda; Chromadorea; Rhabditida; Rhabditidae. The record is from the annotation of a GenBank genome assembly.